This is a messenger RNA of Cynara cardunculus var. scolymus (artichoke), 3190 nucleotides long. Its product is annotated as WD repeat-containing protein 48-like. The record is from RefSeq and is a predicted model, not a curated record. Gene Ontology annotation, molecular function: ubiquitin binding. NCBI's taxonomy places the organism in Eukaryota, Viridiplantae, Streptophyta, Magnoliopsida, Asterales, Asteraceae. The transcript has 19 exons. Gene Ontology annotation, biological process: double-strand break repair via homologous recombination; protein deubiquitination. Bases 310 to 2601 code for a protein of 763 amino acids.
GUAUUGGACACUGCCAUUUUCUCUAACCUCCCAAACAAUCUCCAAUUCCCAAUUUGAAGUUUGAUUUUCGAUUUACAAUCUGAAUUCCACUUCAGAUUUACAGGUUUCAGUAUCUAAAUUGGAACAGUGGGAUACCGUUUGAUGCAUAUGAGUGUCGUUUGUAUGGAAAAUUUCACUUCAUUCAGAGAAAUUGAAGUUCAAAUUUGAAGGAUCAGGCGAUCCUUUUGUUGAUUUUGCUUCGUAUCGAUUUCUAUUUCGCAUCAUAUUCAUACAUCGAAUAUCUUAACUUGUGCUCUAGGCAAUUCUGCGAUGCACCGUGUGGGUAGUGCAGGCAACACCUCCAAUUCAGUUCGUGCUCGUAAGGAGAAGAGAUUGACUUAUGUGUUGAAUGAUGCUGAUGAUACAAAGCAUUGUGCAGGGGUAAAUAGUUUGGCACUACUAAAGUCAUCAGCACCACAUAAUGGUAGUUACCUCUUCACUGGUAGCCGUGAUGGCACGUUAAGGAGAUGGGAAUUAGCUGAAGACGGUGCUACCUGCUCAACUACAUUUGAGUCUCAUGUUGAUUGGGUCAAUGAUGCAGUCCUUGUAGGCGGGAAUACCCUUGUCUCCUGCUCCUCAGAUACCACUGUUAAGACAUGGGAUUGCUUAUCGGAUGGGACUUGCACAGGGACUUUCCGUCAACACACAGAUUAUGUCACUUGUCUAGCUGCUGCAGAGAGAAAUAGCAAUAUUGUUGCCUCUGGUGGCCUGGGUGGUGAGGUUUUCAUAUGGGAUCUUGAAGCUGCACUUGCUCCACUCACCAAGUCCAAUGAGGCUGAUGAUGAUUGCUCAAAUGACAUCAAUGGUUCAGGAAAUUCACUGCCAGUUACCAGUAUGCGGACUAUUAGCUCAAGCAACAGCAUUUCGUCACACACAAAUCAACCUCAAGGAUAUGUUCCCAUUGUUGCUAAAGGACAUAAGGAGUCUGUGUAUGCAUUAGCAAUGAAUGAUAGUGGAACUCUUCUGGUGUCAGGUGGGACAGAAAAGGCUGUACGUGUUUGGGACUCAAGAACUGGUUCCAAAACGAUGAAACUGCGAGGGCACACAGAUAAUGUUAGGGCUCUGCUUCUAGACUCCACGGGGAGGUUUUGCUUAUCAGGAUCCUCUGAUUCUAUGAUCAGAUUAUGGGAUCUUGGGCAGCAGCGCUGUGUGCACUCAUAUGCUGUUCAUAUGGAUUCUGUAUGGGCACUUGUUAGCACUCCAUCGUUUAGUCAUGUGUAUAGUGGUGGAAGAGAUCUUUCUUUAUACUUGACAGACCUCGCAACAAGGGAGAGUAUAUUACUUUGCACAAGGGAACAUCCUAUUCAGAAAUUAGCGCUGCAUGAUGAUGGCAUAUGGGUUGCAACAACAGAUUCUUCUGUGCAUAGAUGGCCCGUUGAAGAUCACAAUCCUCAGAAGGUGUUUCACAGAGGCAGUUCCUUCCUUGCUGGAAAUUUGUCAUUUUCGAGGGCAAGAGCUUCCUUGGAAGGAUCUACCCCUGUCCCUGUCUACAGAGAACCAACACUCACUAUUGGUGGAAAUCCUGGCAUUGUGCAACAUGAAAUUUUGAAUAAUAGAAGGCAUGUCCUAACUAAGGAUAAUGCUGGUUCUGUGAAGCUUUGGGAAAUCACUAGAGGUGUUGCGAUUCAGGACUACGGACAGGUUCCAUUCGAAAAGAAGAAGGAAGAACUUUUUGAGAUGGUAAGCAUUCCUGCAUGGUUCACUGUAGACACUAGGUUAGGGAGCUUGUCUGUGCAUUUGGAUACCCCACAAUGCUUCUCCGCUGAGAUGUAUUCUAUUGACCUUAAGAUCACUGAGAAAGCUGAGGAUGAUAAGAUUAACUUGGCACGAGAAACCCUCAAAGGCUUGUUGACUCAUUGGUUGGCUAAGAAAAAACAUAGAUCUGGAUCUCAACCUUCAGCCGAUGGGGAAGUUCCAUCUGGCAGGGAUAUUUCUGCCAGGAGUAUCACACUUUCAAGAGUCGAAGUAGAUGGUUCUGCUGAAAACGAUCCUUCAGUCUAUCCUCCAUUUGAAUUCUCAACUGUUUCCGCUCCUUCAAUUAUUACCGAGGGUUCUCACAGUGGUCCAUGGAGGAGGAAAAUUACGGAGCUGGAUGGAACUGAAGAUGAAGACUUCCCUUGGUGGGUUUUAGAUUGUGUUUUGCAUAAUCGUCUUCCCCCCAGGGAACAUACCAAGUGCAGCUUUUACUUGCAGCCAUAUGAAGGUUCAGCUCUCCAGAUCUUGACUCAAGGGAAGCUGAGUGCACCUCGUAUUUUAAGAAUACACAAGGUUGUUAACUAUGUUGUGGAGAAGCUGGUUCUGGACAAGCCGUUGGAUGGUUUAAGUAAUGAUGGCACUUCUGCUCCUGGCCUGCCUGGAGGGCAGUUGCAGAAUUCAUCUGUUAAUGGAGAUGGUUCAUUUAGAUCUGAAUCAAAGCCUGGGCAAAAGCUAAAACCGGCAAUAGAGAUAUUAUGCAAUAAUCAGGUCUUAACUCCUGAAAUGAGCUUGGCUACCGUCCGGGCUUAUAUCUGGAAAAAGUCAGAGGACCUUGUUCUCAACUAUCGGGUCAUGCCAGGGAGAUGAAUCGGUUGUAUUCACAAGGUUGGUACGUAUCUUAUCUCGAUGGAUUUUCAUGCUUCUAGGAUGCUCGGGGCGUCUCGUCAAAUCCAUCUAUAUCCGAGACAAAUUAGGUUUCCAAAUCAUGAAACACUUCAAAGGACCUGAUCAUCAAUUGGAGAUCAAACGACUUCAAAAAGACGAGUAUUCCAGUACAGAACAAUAUCAAGUUCAUAGUACGCUUUGAUGGUUAAUGAGAUGAUAUCGAAAAGCCUUUGUAGAAUUUCAAUUUCCUCGGCCUUAAACAAUUGUGGCUAUUGAGUUUAUCAGUGCUGAUGUCUUACAGUCGCAAUUUGCCGGUAUUAGUCUGGGUAUAGCUCAGUACAACCUUAAAAUAAAAAAAACCCCCCAGAAAUGCUAGUUGGAAGGAAAAUUCAUUGCUUAAUAUGCAAAUAAGACCAUUCUCAGUCACAUGUAGCACCCCAAUAAGUUUGUCCUAUUUAAUCAAAACGUUAGGGAGGUUGUUAAGAAGAUUCUGUGCAUGGAGCAUUUGUACAUCGAUAGGAAUCAGUUAAGCAGUGCUGAAUUUAGGCUUUUGGCUCAUUUGUUUUUGGGC